AUGCCUACUCCAUGUAUUAGCUCCACCGCCCGACACCCGACCUCCAACACCAGCUACCCGACCUCCAACACCAGCUACCCGACCUCCAACACCAGCUACCCGACCUCCAACACCAGCUACCCGACCUCCAACACCAGCUACCCGACCUCCAACACCAGCUACCCGACCUCCAACACCAGCUACCCGACCUCCAACACCAGCUACCCGACCUCCAACACCAGCUACCCGGCCUCCAACACCAACUACCCGACCACCAACACCAGCUACCCGACCUCCAACACCCGAAUUAAAAUUAAACCUCGUGUCACAGGAAGACACAAAAGUUUGAAUAGGCAUGAUUACGACAUAUAA
Messenger RNA from Procambarus clarkii (red swamp crayfish), 351 nucleotides. The record is from RefSeq and is a predicted model, not a curated record. NCBI's taxonomy places the organism in Eukaryota, Metazoa, Arthropoda, Malacostraca, Decapoda, Cambaridae.